UUGGCUUUAAUACAAAACUACCACCCAUUGUAUUUUUUCCCAGCAGUGCCUAAAGGCUACAUGAGUGUAGGACCAGUUGGUCCUGCUGUGAACUGGGAAGUGACAAGCCACAAGGUGUGUCUGUUGCUCACGAGUAGUCAUGGCUGGUUUAUUUGAAAAAGCAGUGGAGGAGGUGAAGAUCCUGAAAACAAAGCCACACUACGGAGAGAUCGCUGAGAUUUACGGCUUAUACAAACAAGCGACCGUCGGUGACGUCAACAUAUCGCGUCCGGGGAUUUUUGACUUCCCGGGACAGAAAAAGUGGGAUGCAUGGAAUUGCAAAAAAGGUCUAUCCAAAGAGGAAGCCAUGGCUGCAUACGUUGUUUGGGUGGAGAACCUGAAGGACAAAUAUGGUAUAUAGGGUCUAUUUGUUAGAAAUGCAUUGUACAAUAUCAAUAAAGCUUUGCCAUACA
Molecule: messenger RNA, 452 nt
Organism: Labrus mixtus (cuckoo wrasse)
Lineage: Eukaryota; Metazoa; Chordata; Actinopteri; Labriformes; Labridae
Product: acyl-CoA-binding protein-like
Exons: 4
Coding region: 140-400 (86 amino acids)
Biological process (GO): fatty acid metabolic process
Molecular function (GO): fatty-acyl-CoA binding
Source: RefSeq, a predicted model, not a curated record